UCCGCGUCGGGCGGCGCGGGCGCGCAGGGCGCGGCCGGCGCCUUCCAGUGCUCCUUCUGCCAGAAGACGUUCUCGCAGAAGAACACCUACCAGAACCACGUGCGCUCGCACGGCAAGGAGGGCGACGAUCCUUACCCGUGCACCAUCUGCGGCAAGACGUUCGCGGUGCCGGCCCGCCUCACGCGCCACUUCCGCACGCACACGGGCGAGAAGCCGUACCAGUGCGAGUUCUGCAAGAAGGCCUUCUCCGUCAAGGAGAAUCUGAGCGUGCACCGGCGCAUCCACACCAAGGAACGGCCGUACAAGUGCGACGUGUGCGAGCGCGCCUUCGAGCACAGCGGCAAGCUGCACCGGCACAUGCGCAUCCACACGGGCGAGCGGCCGCACAAGUGCCAGGUGUGCUCCAAGACGUUCAUCCAGAGCGGCCAGCUCGUCAUCCACAUGCGCACGCACACGGGCGAGAAACCGUACGUGUGCAAGGCGUGCGGCAAAGGCUUCACCUGCUCCAAGCAGCUCAAGGUGCACACGCGCACGCACACGGGCGAGAAGCCGUACUCGUGCGACAUCUGCGGCAAGUCGUUCGGCUACAACCACGUGCUCAAGCUGCACCAAGUGGCGCACUACGGCGAGAAGGUGUACAAGUGCACCAUCUGCAGCCAGACGUUCACGUCCAAGAAGGCGAUGGAGGUGCACAUCAAGAGCCACUCGGAGCAGCAGCAACCUCAGCAACCUCAGCAGCAGCAGCAGCAGCAGCAGCAGCAACAGCAAGCUCCUGCGGCGAGCUCUGCGCAGCACCAGUGGCACACGCCGUCGUCGCAGCAGCACCACCACCACCACCACCAGCAACAGCCGCAGCAACACCACCAGCAGCCCCAGCAGCAGCACCACCUACCUCCGCCGCCAGCGCCGUCCCCGGAGCCUCGUCUGGAGGCGCAAGUGGCACGCAAGGCGACAGAAGUGGCGGCGUCGAUGGAAGACGACGCGGGCAACCCCGUGAGCGUGCGCGACAUGUGCUACUACUACUUCUACCCGCCGUCGGGGGCUGCGCCCGUCCCACCCGCCCACGCGGGCCAGGGCGUCGGCGGCAGCCUGACGCCGCCCGCCAGCGUCGAAGACGACGAGCACUUCGCGCGCGCCGACACGGCCGUGCCGCUGAGCGAGCCGCCCGUCUACCUGUUCCCCGAGCCCUUGGGUUCGAUGCGCGGCCGCGCCACGCCGUACGACUUGCCCGUGCCGGCGUGCCUGGCCGCCUCCAGCCCGUCGCCGCCGCUGACGCCGCCCUCCAGCAACCCCGUCUCGCCCGUACCCGCCGCUCCCGCGUCGCCCGACCGCCGCGACGCCUGUUCGCUGCCGCCCCGCAAGCGCUGCAAGCAGAUCCUCAAGUCCAUCGCGGCAGCGGCCGCCGCCGAACCAGCCAUCCGCUACAGCUCCGUCAUACACUACGCGGGGGCCUCGUAAGUGCCGUCGGACACUUCCGUCGCUUAACGUUCCGUCGCUCGCGAGUAAAACACUGGGACUUCUCACAAGUGAAGCGAAGUGACUCCGCGAGUGACUACAAUACGGACAAAUUGUAGGCUAGUCAGAACGACUGUUCAGGGUACUUUGCGUCUAGCCUAUAGCCGAGUGAGAUGAGGAAAUGCGAGCUCAGACGCGCAUUUGUACAGUGUUCUGCUCCAGUUAGUGGACUCGUGUCUAACUGGAGGACGUCAAAAUUUUCAUAGAGUUAUAGCUGACAGCAGUACUGUUAUUACUAAAGGUACUUGUCCCUCCGCUGGUCCUUCCUAAACCAGGUAUCCGUACGCCAUUUGAAACUGUUCGCCGCUGUAUUUGAAAAUAUCCCAGUUAUUCUAAUUUAUUUGCUACAGUAGUCAUGACUAACUCUAAGAACACUCUUGCCUUGGUGGCGUAGCUGUUUGGAUACAAAUCAAAAGACGGUUCAGCACUUCGGAUACAUUCACUUGUUUCUGGUCGUUAACGACGUUACCUUUCAAUACUGUCAGACAAUAUACUUACAUUUUUGUAGCAUCUUGUUCUCACGUAAACUUCGUCUCACGAUUUUCAUCAUAUAUGUAUGACAUUUGAAACUUAUAAUACAGUCCCGUUUACGAGUAUGCAGGCGCAUUAAACGCAUUGUCGUCUGAUGUAUAAUUUGUCUGUUUUGGCCACAUCGACCAAGUGGUCGGUAGCCAAGUUGUCUGAUGUAUAAUUUGUCUGUUUUGGCCACAUCGACUAAGGGGUCGGUAGCCAGUGAGACCAGUAGAUUUAUAUCGAAACAGCUGCUCCCGCCAGACACCGCGCCGAGCCUCUUACUAGAGAAAACAGUAUUUGUUUUAUUACAUAAACCAAAGGUACCAUAAAAUACUUGGUCUACAUUUUCUCAAUGCCCAAAUACACCUACCCUUCCUGCAAGCUACUUCAUAAGCUACACACGUUCAUUACUCCUAUUCCUGUUUAAUUCAUUCACAGAAAGCAGAUAAAACAUUCAGGCUGAAUGUCCUGUUGGAGGGAUAAGGACACGACGGUUUCCGCUCCUUUCUUUUUUUUUGCUGUCCGUGUGUGUCGAAUGUACUUUUUCCUUAAGAGCUCGCUCAUAUCUCUUCUUUUUUUAUUGUUUUUUUAUGAGUAACGAGGAAUAGCGCUCAGUGAAAUUCGUACCCAGCUGAUCUCAAACAGACUGGAUUCACUAUGAUCCUUUCACAGAGAGUUACAAACCUCGCGAGCACGACUGAGUGUCAAAGACUGCACUAUGACGAGUUGACAAGACUGUACAUACAAGCAGCACUGGGUUGCUCCGGAUCAUUUUAGCAAUAAAGAAACAAAGAAAUGUAGUAACCUGCGUGCAGGUACCUCAAAUCAGAAUUUUGCUCUGUACUGCACAAGAAAAAGUUUUUUGAUGUGUUUAGGAGCAUUUGCGAUAUCUGGUAACGAGAGAGAAGAAAUUAUUUAGCUAAAAAUUGUUGAACACUUGUGCUAAUGUAUAUUUUACUUUCGCUGUUUCUUAAAAUUACGAAGUCCUCACCAAAGUACAAACGCAUCAGUAGCAAGAAGAAAUAAAGUGUAAAGAUUCAUGAGGCCUUGUGACAGUGUUUCUACAUUUUUUUGUGAAAGACAAUUUUUCGUAUACAAGAAAUUUCAACAUUUUGCAUCCCGAAAAUAUUCAGAAAUGCUAGUUGUUUAUUCAGGUGCCAAUAUACACAUUCUAAACCGUUGAAAGUUACAGUAAGUUUAGUCUUUGGAGCUGGCCUUCAGAGCCACGUUUAUGUCCCCUUGUGUGGAUGGGGUCCCAUAAAGCAUUUUCCAUUUUUAUGUGCACAGUUGCCUUCUUUGGUGCCUGAUGCAUAAUGGUUGAAACUGAUCUGAUUCCAUCGUACAUACAAAUGGCCUUUCGAAAAAGAAUGUCAGUGUCAGAGUUUGUGUUGAAACGUGUACAAUAUUAAAAUUGCAUGGAGUAUAUUAUAGAUCUAAGAGAGCUCGUCUAGUGUCUAUUCCAGAAGUCUUUGUUGUGUUAAUGAAUGGCAAGUUCCUUAUGAGUCAACAUAUGUAUGUCCUUUGUGUUGUAAUUAUGUAUGUAAUAAUAGUAUGAGUCGUUCAUGUUAUACAGAAGUGGUAUGUGCCAUGUGAAAUUGACUAGAUUAUCUGUUGUCAUAGUUUAGAUUGUCAUAGCUGAAUGUUGUGCACAAUCAUAGCAGUGUAUGGUCUUUAUACAUAUAUCAGGGAUUAUUAUUUCACAAUUUUUUGAAAUAUGCCUCACAAGUGACUCAUUUUUGUACAACAGUUGGGAACAAAUCCUCAAAGAACAACAGUUAUUUUAUUGGAACAAAAACAGCUGCAAUUGUUGUUUCAGUUUUUAAUUAACAGAGUACAAAGUGAUUUAAGAUACUUAAAUGCCAACAAUGUAUUUGUGUGGUAAAAUGUGCAGAUUAUUUCUACACUUUAUUGGCUUCGUCUGCCUAGUAUUCUGAUUUCUAGAAACAGUUAUUGAUAUUGUUAUUUUAAUAAGAAAAAUACAUCUCUUUAUAAACUGUGGUUUACGGAAAUCAAAUUGUAAAGUUGUUUUAUAUAUUUGUUGUUAUUUUAAAAACAAUUGCAAAGAAAAAUUUAAUGAUAAAUUAUGAAAGUGUUAAUUUAACCUCAGGUUUAUUGGUUUUUGAUCAAAGUCGAUGUACAUACUGUAAUCAUGCUUUAGAAAAUCAAUAGUGAUCAACCAGAAUCUAUAUGACUCACAAAAAACAAAUUGUUUUUAUCUCAGGAUUACACAUUAAUACUUAUGUAACUGCUAAUGCAGAGCUAGCUGUUCCACACCAUUAUCAUAUACACAAAUACAUUAUCUACAUUUUGUUAACUUUUUCUGCAAUUUGUGGGGUAAAAGCACGUAUACAGAUGUAAAAUUACGUAGAAUACUUCUUCACCCUUAUUUUUGCACCAAGAAAUGCUGAAAUUAUUUUAAACUUUUCUUAAAAGUUCCAUACAAGUAAUCUCAGGAAAAACAAUUAGUACUAUUGCUGUUACAUUACGUAAGUAACAGCUCACACUAGAUAUCCUGUCGUACCUGCAAUACGUAAUACCAAAAAUCGUGAUGUGUAACUUUGUGUCAUAACUCAUAUGAGUUUCUUCUUUUUACAGUAGACAACUGUGACCCACAUCGUUUUCAUAUACUGGACUGCUGUGGCAGACAUAAGAUUUGUUAUUAGCACUGUAGAGCUGGUCUUCAAUUUUUGAUCGAGCAUAAGCAAAGUUUAAUUCUUAAUUGCUCAGAAACUAUUACCUCAGGAACGAUUUAGGGCUACUUUAUGUAUACCUCUUUGCCAUAGCACUUACGAGUGCUUUAAUUUAUUUCAGUAAACUGAUAGCAUGGAACUAUAUGUUGAUAUAAUUAUAUGAUUAUAAUAUACAGUAUGUACAAUGAAAUGGAGUAUACCAGAGACAUGUCAUAUAAAAUGUGUUCAAGAUUACCAUAUUGAUUCUGUAUGUGUGUGUUAAAAAGACAAUCUCAAAUUAUCUACAUAUAUACCUAUGCAACCACAAAUUGUUUAACUAAUGAUGACGUCAGUUUCGGAAAUAU
Messenger RNA from Schistocerca serialis cubense, 5062 nucleotides. Its product is annotated as Krueppel homolog 1-like. Gene Ontology annotation, biological process: regulation of transcription by RNA polymerase II. The transcript is spliced from 2 exons. The annotation marks the transcript as partial. Gene Ontology annotation, molecular function: DNA-binding transcription factor activity; RNA polymerase II cis-regulatory region sequence-specific DNA binding. The record is from RefSeq and is a predicted model, not a curated record. Lineage: Eukaryota; Metazoa; Arthropoda; Insecta; Orthoptera; Acrididae.